AACUAGCUGGUUAAUUAAAACUUAAUUCAAAGCUGGUCUCUUCACACAGACAGAGAUUGUAGGUGUUAGUCUGAUGCAUGUAUACUGGGCGCAUUUCAGGAUCAUGUCAAGUCAUCGUGGUAACACCGGGCAUGGGCAGCCUGCUCAAGUUUGAGCCUGUCCCAGAAUGCACCAGCUGUUCCGUCUAGUGCUGGGACAGAGAGACCUGUCCCGUGCAGGAGACCUCUUCUCUCUGGAUGACAGCGAGAUUGAAGACUGUCUGUCCCAAGCCCUGGAGGAAAUCAAAGUCAUAUCCUGUUCACCAGACUACUUGACCAAUGACAACGACCAAGCGGUGGUGGAGAUCUGCAUCACGCGCAUCACUACAGCCAUUAGGGAAACGGGUUCGAUCGAGAGGCACGGAGCAGCUCUCGUGUCAUUAUGGGAGUCGUGUCUCGAGCAUAACCUCCAGCCGCAGGGCAAAGAUGAAGACACACCCCAUGCCAAGAUCGCCUCUGACAUCACCAGCUGCAUCUUGCAGAAUUACAACAGGCCUCCAGUGAUGGCAUUAGCGGUCCCUGUGGCAGUGCGGUUCUUGCAGCAGGGGAACCAAGAGCUGAGCAGAAACAUGUCCAGCUACUUGUCAUUGGCUGCCAUUGCUAAAGCUGAACUCCUGGCCCAACACACAGAGGCCAUCCCCUGCAGCGUGCUGGGAGGUAAUGCCAUGCUGUGGAGAGUGCUGCCAUCUGUGUAUCCACGACAACCAGAGCCCAUCCAUCAACACAUCCGUGAGCUGACGGCGAUGAUGUCCCAGUUGGACCAGGCCGGCAGACAGCACCUGCUCAGACUACUGCAGAUGAUCUCUGACCUUCACCCCCUGGUAUUGUCGUCUUUGGUGCCAUCAUUGAUUGGUUAUGUCAGUGACAGUGAUCUAGGUGACACUGCUUUGGGUGUGUUGGUGAACGUGGCUCAGGCAAGCCCCGCCUCUCUCGUUCCCUUCCUGUCCACGCUAAGAAAUGUGGGUCAGAAGAACCCUUGGUGGCUGGGACACAUCGCUAAGAUCCAUGGGGCAGUGGGUCUGACUAGUGAGGUCCAGGCUCGCGGGGCGCUGCAGUAUCUGCUGUCACUGUUAGCAAGUAUGGAGCACAACGCCCAUCACACACUACUGCUGGAAAUCCGCUGCCUGACCGAUCGCUACACUUCCAUCCUGGGUGGCGGAGGAAAAGACAUCUACCGCAUGAGCAACAGCUUCACCGCCAUCGCUCGACUGCUGGGCCGCAAGCUGGAGGCUGACAGCACACUUAGCAGAGAGGAGGAGAAGGUGCAGGAUUUGUCCAGGCCGUGUGAAGCUGAGUCUGGUUCUGACAUGUUUGCUGAGAACCAGCACCUGCAGGUGAAGAUCCAGGCUUUCGAGCAGAAGAUGGGCGAUGAGGUGGAAGAAUCUGAGGAAGAGGGUGCUUCUCCUGGUCCUCAGAGACGCCACAGUCUGGGUCAGGCAGCGCGAGACGAGCGCAGAGAGAUGAGGUUCAACAGGUCAAAGAGUCUGGCUCUUCACGCUGUACGCACACGAUCCAUUAACUCUGACAGCAGUCCAGAGGGAGAAGGGGUGGAUCUGAGCGCAGAACUCGAUGUCUGUGAGGCCAUUCCUACUUCAGAGACUGGUUCUGCCCUCACGGCCCUGCAGGAGAACCACAAACUCACAGAGACUCAACCUGACACAUCUCCAAACAGUGAGGGGCAAAAGGUGGUGGCUGGAGAUCCCCGGGAGGGAGAUCGACUCUGGAUCCACCUAAGAGACAACAUGGAAGAAAUCAAAACCUUCUGUGCAGAAAUGAUCAAGCAAAUCCCCAUACCUGAGCACUGUGUCAUUGAAGACUCACAUCGUGACUGUGUAGCUAAGCUGUCCUUCUCCUGUCCACUGAAAGGACACUACUGCCUGUACGGGAAGUCCUGUUUCUCACUGUGUAGCCGUCAGCCACACCUCUGGAUCCAAAUCAUGCUACUGGCACUGCAGAGUAAAGUGAGCGAGGCGUUGUGCUGUCAAGAUGAGUGUGUUAAGCAGCUAAGGAAACUUUGGGAGAAAACACAGCUGACGGGAGCUCACAGCUUUGAGCUGGCCAUGACUCAGACAACUGUUCCUCACAAGAAGGAUGUGGACAGUUUGCAGAUGUAUCUGGAGGAGGUUCGUUUCUUUGACCUGUUCAGCUACAGUGAAGAGGAGGGUGGCUGGCUCUGUUUCAUGUGCAGUAACCCUGAGAAAGCCACAGUUGUUAACCAGGACGGCCAGCCACUCAUUGAGGGGAAGCUGAAGGAGAAACAAGUGCGCUGGAAGUUCAUCAAAAGGUGGAAAACACGUUAUUUUACCCUUGCCGGCAACCAGCUUCUCUUCCGAAGAGGAAAAUCAAAGGAUGAACUGGACAACAGCACAAUUGAACUUAGCAAAGUGCAAAGCGUUAAGGUGGUUGCAAAGAAGAGGCGUGACCGCGGGCUGCCCAGAGCCUUCGAGAUCUUCACCGACAGCAAAACCUACGUGCUGAAAGCUCAAGACGAGAAGCAUGCGGAAGAGUGGCUGCAGUGCAUCAAUGUGGCUGUGGCCCAGGCCAAAGAACGUGAGAACCGCGAGGCCACAACAUACCUGUGAUGCUUGUUCUGCUGAGGAUCCUGUGGGCUUAUCAAGUCAGAUGUGUGUGUCUUAUUGCCACGUUUUUUCAUUAUGACAGUUUAUUAACAUCAGAGACAAAAGUCCUGUCUCAAAUGCCACCUUCAACCUUUGCAGUCA
Messenger RNA from Sinocyclocheilus rhinocerous, 2758 nucleotides. Its product is annotated as ventricular zone-expressed PH domain-containing protein. NCBI's taxonomy places the organism in Eukaryota, Metazoa, Chordata, Actinopteri, Cypriniformes, Cyprinidae. Gene Ontology annotation, biological process: regulation of signal transduction. Gene Ontology annotation, cellular component: plasma membrane. Gene Ontology annotation, molecular function: phosphatidylinositol-5-phosphate binding. The record is from RefSeq and is a predicted model, not a curated record. The transcript is spliced from 14 exons. The coding region runs from base 167 to 2620 and encodes 817 amino acids.